AUGAUGCCCGGGGGAAGUGUUCUGGGACCACUCCUCGAGCGAAUAUUGAUCGCUGAGGCUAUGUGUUCAGGUCAAAUUCAGUUAUGGCAGUUCCUCCUUGAGUUACUGAGCGAUUCGAGCAACGCUGGCUGCAUCACCUGGGAAGGCACCAACGGUGAAUUCAAACUGACCGAUCCAGAUGAAGUGGCGAGGAGAUGGGGCGAGAGGAAGUCCAAGCCCAACAUGAACUACGACAAACUGAGUCGUGCGCUGAGAUACUAUUACGACAAAAACAUAAUGACGAAAGUGCAUGGGAAGAGGUAUGCAUACAAGUUCGAUUUCCAAGGGCUAGCUGCGGCCACGCAACCGGCGGCGAGCGACCCCGCCUACAAGUAUCAGAGCGAUUUGUUCAUGAGCUCUUACCACCACUCUGCGAAGCUCUCAUCGUUUAUGGCCCCACAUGCUGCUAUGCCCACUUCCACAGCGUCAAUAUUCCCGUCGGCAUCGUGGGGCAACUGGGGAGGCGGAGGUGGGAACCUCUACUCCCCACACUCUAUGGCCCCGCCCCACGUGACGUCACACCUAGGCUCCUACCCACACUACGCAUGA
This is a messenger RNA of Diatraea saccharalis (sugarcane borer), 588 nucleotides long. NCBI's taxonomy places the organism in Eukaryota, Metazoa, Arthropoda, Insecta, Lepidoptera, Crambidae. The record is from the annotation of a GenBank genome assembly.